AUGGCUUUGCUAACCUUCCCUGUCCUCCUGGCUGCUGCUGCCCUACUGUGCGCAGUUGCCCUCGCAAAGAAGUUUUACUCUCCUCUUGCCAGAAUACCGGGUUCCAAACUAUCUUUAUUUAGCUCCGUCCAACUACGAUACCAUGAGCUACAAGGAAGACGGACUGCGUUCGUUCAUAGCAUGCAUCAGCGCUAUGGGACAGCCGUCCGGUUGGGCCCUAAUGAGGUCUCCUUCGCGUCUGCAUCCGCAAUGAAGGAGAUAUACAUGUCAAAGGGAAGCGGCUACGACAAGACUGAUUUCUACGAUUUGUUCCGCCAAUUUGGUCUCAGUACUAUGUUCUCCGAUAAGAAAAAGGAACCGGUAUGGUACUCUCUCCUCUCAAUGUUAGCUACAAGGUUACUAAUGGAUUAUGUGUCUUUUCAGCACAGCAAGAGAAGACGAAUCCUAGCAGAUCGCUAUGCCAACUCCAACAUCAUGCGUGAAGACUCGCUGCACGGAAUCCAACAACGAUCCCAGAACUUCGUUACCAGGAUUAAAGAGAGUCAACAACAAGGAUUCGAUAUAUAUCUCCAUCUUCAUAACUACGCGUUUGAUUGUGUCACACACCACCUGUUCCACCCCUAUGGAAGCAAUUCACUGUUAGAUAAAGGCGACGAGGAGAUAAUGUGCGAAGUGUCGUUUGAUAAUAGUCUUGUCCGCCGGCUAAUGAUAUUUUAUAAUCCAACAUUCGGUCACUUCCUCGGAAAAAUGGGACUGUUUGGUGCGCAGCGUGCCAUCCCUCGUGCCCAAGCCUUGGUAAAGAACGCGGUCAACCAAGAGAACUCUGCCAGCUUUACCCUCGUUGGUGCUCUUCAAGACGGAAAAGGAAGCCUGGAUUCCACUCAAAUCGCCUCGGAGUGUAUGGACCACAUGGUUGCGGGAAUUGAGACAACCGGUGAUGCACUAUGUUUUCUCAUGUGGCAACUGUCCCAGCCUGCAUAUGUUGGCCUCCAAGACCGACUUCGCGCUGAGCUCAGAGAGAAUGCCAACAUGUCUAUCCAUGAAUUGCCGUUUCUGGACGCGGUCGUCAAAGAAGGCCUCCGAGUCUUUCCCUCUAUUCCUAUGAGUCUACCUCGAUGCGUACCUGCAGGGGGCGCAACGGUUGAUGGGUACAGGCUACCUGAGGGCACAACUGUCAGCUGCCAACCGUUUUCGAUGCACAGAAUGGACGAAGAUGUUUUCCCAGCUCCGGAUAGCUUCGAUCCAGAUCGGUGGCUGGAAGAGAAGGGAAAUGCGGACCGCAACCGUUUGUUUUUCAGCUUCUCUGGUGGAGGAAGAGCAUGUAUUGGUCGACAUCUAGCAACGGCUGAGAUGAAAACGCUUCUGCGUGAUAUCUACGGUCAAUUCAGAAGCACGCCAGCUGAUGAAAUGACGGCUGACAUGACAAUGGAUGAUCAAAUUUUCACAACGAGGCCAAAGGGGCAGAAGUGUUUACUCAAUUUCACAGUUGUAGAGUAA
This is a messenger RNA of Clonostachys byssicola, 1497 nucleotides long. The record is from the annotation of a GenBank genome assembly. Lineage: Eukaryota; Fungi; Ascomycota; Sordariomycetes; Hypocreales; Bionectriaceae.